Messenger RNA from Setaria italica (foxtail millet), 2611 nucleotides. Its product is annotated as pentatricopeptide repeat-containing protein At5g64320, mitochondrial-like. The record is from RefSeq and is a predicted model, not a curated record. The coding region runs from base 86 to 1747 and encodes 553 amino acids. Gene Ontology annotation, molecular function: protein binding. The transcript has 3 exons. Lineage: Eukaryota; Viridiplantae; Streptophyta; Magnoliopsida; Poales; Poaceae.
CCUCCCGCCUGCCCCGCUCGCGAGUCGCUCCUGAUCCCGCUCCUCCGCUCCCUGCCCCCCGGCGCGCCUCCACCUGCUCGACCAAAUGCCCGCCCGCUUCGCCGUCACCCCGUCCUUCCGCUCCUACAACGUCGUGCUCUCCACGCUCGCCAGGGCCCGAUUGCCACGUCGACGCGUUCGCCCUGUUACCGCCGGAUGCUCAGGGACCGCGUGCCGCCCACCACCUUUCACCUUCGGCGUCGCCGCGCGCUCGCUCUGCCGCCUCGGCCGCGCCGACGAGGCGCUCGCGCUGCUCCGCGGGAUGGCGCGCCACGGGUGCGUGCCCGACGCGGUGCUGUACCAGACGGUCAUCCACGCGCUGUGCGACCAGGGUGGGGUCGCCGAGGCCGCCACGCUCCUCGACGAGAUGUUCCUGAUGGGUUGUCCAGCGGACGUGAACACCUUCGAUGAUCUCGUUCGCGGGCUGUGCGGGCUCGGGCGGGUGAGAGACGCAGCCAGGCUGGUGGACAGGAUGAUGAUGAAGGGAUGCACGCCGAGCAUGCUGACGUACGGGUUCCUCAUGGAGGGGUUGUGCCGAGCAAGGCAGGUGGAUGAGGCGUUGGCAAUGCUGGGGAGGGUGCCAGAGGUCAACGUGGUUCUGUUUAACACUGUGAUUGGUGGGUGCUUGGCUGAGGGGAAGCUGGAUAAGGCAACAGAACUGUAUGAGAUAAUGGGUUCGAAAGGCUACCCUCCAGAUGUGCACACAUACAGUAUAUUGGUGCAUGGUCUUUGCAAGCUUGGGAGGUUUGGUUCGGCCAUGCGGUUGCUUGGUGAGAUGGAGGAGAAGGGUUGUGCUCCAAAUGUCAUGACCUACACAACCUUGCUGCAUUCAUUUUGCAGGAAUGGCAUGUGGGAUGACACAAGAGCAAUACUGGAUCAGAUGUCGGCGAAGGGCUUGAGUAUGAAUUCCCAAGGAUACAAUGGAAUGAUAUAUGCGUUAUGCAAGGAUGGCAAGUUUGAUGAUGCAAUGAGGCUCAUCCAGGAGAUGAAGAGUCAAGGGUGCAAGCCUGAUAUAUGCACUUACAAUACAGUAAUUUAUCAUCUGUGCAACAAUGACAGGAUGGAGGAAGCGGAACAUGUUUUUGGAAACUUACUCGAAGAGGGUGUUGUUGCCAAUGGAAUAACUUACAACACUCUAAUUCAUGCACUUCUGCGUAGCGGAAGGUGGCAGCAGGGCCUAAGGCUUGCAAAUGAAAUGGUACUUAAUGGUUGCUCAUUAGAUGUUAUUAGCUACAAUGGGCUGAUAAAAGCCCUCUGCAAAGAGGGGAAUGUUGAUCGGAGUAUGGGGUUGCUUCAGGAAAUGAUGGAAAAGGGAAUUAAGCCAAAUAAUUUCUCAUACAACAUCCUGAUCAGUGAGCUCUGCAAAGCAAGGAAAGUACGCGAUGCACUAGAGCUCUCAAAGGAGAUGUUGAAUCAAGGGCUCACUCCUGAUAUUGUGACUUACAAUACACUCAUAAAUGGAUUGUGCAAAAUGGGAUGGACACAUGCUGCUUUAAAUCUCCUAGAGAAGCUACCCAACGAAAAUGUGCAUCCAGAUAUUAUCACAUACAAUAUUCUCAUUAGUUGGCACUGCAAAGUCAGAUUGCUUGAUGAUGCGUCUAUGCUUCUAAACAAGGCAGUAAAUGGAGGGAUAGUUCCUAAUGAGCGAACUUGGGGAGUGAUAGUGCAAAAUUUUGUCAGGCAGCCAGUCAAUCUCGAGGCAUAUUAGAAGGUUUUUAUUGUAUAUGCUAUAUGUUAUAAUGGCUGCCAUGGUUUUGGGACUAUGUGCAGCUCGAUAUGCUUUGAAGAUCAAAAUGGAGCGCAUCUUGACUUCCAGCACAGUGUUCGCCAUGCACGUUGAUCUGGUAUUCUGUGGCAGCGAGCAAGCGAGCACCAUGAAUCACAGCGCCACGGGGUUGGGUGGGCGAUGGUUGUGAACAAGCGGUACCGUUUUAAGUGAUAACUGAUAAGCAUUUCUGCAGUACUUAAGGCGAAGUUCGGUGUCCUGAGAUACUGUCAUGUGAUUUUUCCUCGAUCACUGAAAAUCCGAUAAAUUAUGCUCGUGUGCGAAGGACCAGGGCCUCUGUCUCAGUGCAGCGCAACAUGGCCGGAUGAGCUUUUCCUCUGCUAGAGCAGGGGACCAGCGCGUGCGGCGCCUUGCUAACGCAGAGCGUGGUCGCUUCGUUGCUUCCCAGGUUCCCCCCAAAGCACGAUGCGCCCAUGGCCAAGGCGGCCAGGGGCGUAGCCAGGAAUUCGGUUUUUCAUUGUUAGGGGGGCCAACAGUGCUAAUUUAUCUAAAAAUUUAAUUGAAUUUAAAAAUUUCAGUGGAAAAUUGCAAACCACGGGGUCUGGUCCCUGCCAGACCCCUUCCCUCUGCCAUGGGAGGCGGCGGCCAUAUAGGGUCUGUUGUUUAGUAUGGCUCCAACUCCGUAGAUUUCUGUUUCACUCCACAACUCCAGCUGGAGCAUGCUUCAUGUGGUUUGAUUGACUGUAUUGUUUUGAGUGAAACAAAAAAUCUACAACUAUUUUCGCCAUGCAUAUGAAAUAAAAUGACCAUGGAAAAAAGUUAAAAUCCCAACAUAUUACAAGUUCA